GCGGACCGCAUCCAGCGCGCACCACGCAGAGCAGACGCCGCCGCCGCUGCACGGGCAGAAAACAAAGGGUCGACGAGCGACCUUCCCGCAUCGUUAAGGAACAACGCAUGGCAAUAACCGGCCGCUGACGAAGACUGAAAAUCGUAACAGCGGUCUUUAAAGAUGAACUGCAACUGCCCCGUGUCGCAGCCGCCGGGCCCCACGCUGGCGUCCACGUGCGGCGGCUCCAGCUUCAUGCUCUUCAUGGGGCUGCUCGAGGUCUUCAUCCGUUCGCAGUGCGACCUCGAGGACCCCUGCGGCCGACCUACCAGUCGGCGGCGACCGGACGUCGAGUACGAUUUCGUGGUGGUGGGCGGCGGCAGCGCGGGCUCUGUGGUGGCGGCGCGGCUGUCGGAGAUCCCGCACUGGAACGUGCUGCUGAUCGAGGCCGGGCUGGACGAGCCGACGGGCGCGCAGGUGCCGUCCAUGUUCCUCAACUUCAUCGGCAGCAGCAUCGACUGGAACUUCCGCACCGAGCCCGAGGAGAUGGCCUGCCUCAACGAGAACGAGCGCCGCUGCUCCUGGCCCAGGGGCAAGGUGCUGGGCGGCACCAGCGUGCUCAACGGCAUGAUGUACAUGCGCGGCAGCAGGAAGGACUAUGACGAGUGGGCGGCGUUCGGCAACCCCGGCUGGGGCUACCAGGAGGUGCUGCCCUACUUCCUCAAGUCGGAGGACAACCUGCAGGCGCACUUGAUGGAUCCCGGCUACCACGGCGUCGGUGGUUACCUGACAGUCACCCAGUUCCCGUACCACCCGCCUCUCUCACACUCCAUACUGCAGGCUGGCCGCGAGCUGGGGUUCCAGGUUCGCGACCUGAACGGCGCCUUCCACACGGGCUUCGCCAUCGCGCAGACGACCUCGCGCAACGGCAGCCGGCUGUCGACGGCCAAGGCGUUCCUGCGGCCCAACCGCAACAGGCCCAACCUGCACAUCAUGCUCAACACGACCGUCACCAGGGUCCUCAUCAACGAGUCGUCGCGCGAGGCCUACGGCGUCGAGGUCAUCCGCGGCGACACGGGCCGCCGAGACCGCAUCUUCGCCCGCAGCGAGGUGAUCCUGUGCGGCGGCGCGGUGAACUCGCCGCAGCUGCUGCUGCUGUCGGGCGUCGGCCCGGCGGAGGAGCUGCGCGCCGUGGGCGUCCAGCCGGUGCACCACCUGCCGGGCGUGGGCCGCAACCUGCACAACCACGUCGCCUACUUCGUCAACUUCUUCAUCAACGACACGGACACGCAGGCGCUCAACUGGGCCACCGCCAUGGAGUACCUGCUCUUCCGCGACGGGCUCAUGUCCGGCACCGGCAUCUCGGAGGUCACCGCCUUCGUCAACUCGCGCUUCGCCAGCCCCUCCGAGGACAACCCCGACCUGCAGUACUUCUUCGGCGGGUACCUCGCCAACUGCGCGCGCACCGGACAGGUGGGCGAGCGCGCUUCGGAGGGCGCCAACGGCACUGCGCCGAUGCGCUCGAUCCAGAUCAUCCCGGCGUACCUGCACCCCAAGAGCCGCGGCGUGCUGCGCCUGCGCAGCGCCGACCCGCUGGCGGCGCCGGCCAUCAGCGCGCGCUACCUCACCCACCCGGACGACGUGGCGGCGCUCGUCGACGGCAUCCGCUUCGCCAUCCGGCUGUCCGAGACGCCGGCGCUGCGGCGCUACGGCUUCCGGCUGGACCGCACGCCCGUGCCCGGCUGCGAGAACUUCACGUUCGGCUGCGACGCGUACUGGGAGUGCGCCGUGCGCCGGCAGACGGCGCCCGAGAACCACCAGGCGGGCUCCUGCCGCAUGGGCCCGCCGGGCGACGCCGGCGCCGUCGUCGACGCGCAGCUGCGCGUGCACGGCGUGGACAAGCUGCGCGUCGUCGACGCCUCCGUCAUGCCCAAGGUCACCUCGGGCAACACCAACGCGCCCACCGUCAUGAUCGCCGAGAAGGGCGCCGACAUGAUCAAGACGCGCUGGCUCGCCAGGCGGACGUGGCGCUCCUGGUACUAAGGACUGCAUCUCCGCGGGCACCGGUAGAUGGCUGCGUGUGCACUACGUAACAUGAGACAAUAACUCGCUCUUUCUCCAAAGACAUUUCUCACGAUAUUCUAGUGCUGCUCAUCACCAGCAUUUUCACUCCUCACCAUGUACAUUUAUUCAUAUCUAUAGUACCAGAGACUUGCAAAAUGUGUUUGCGGUACCUUACGCUAUGCUAACAACUUUUACGCUCAGACAAGGCACUACUCCAGCUCUACUCUGCAAUUUUGUACCUUGUACGCGAUGCUACCGCCGUACGUAUAGUUGCAUAUUGCUGUCCCAUGACUUGUCACCUUAGUGAACCCAACACUUUUACCUUUCCCGGACAAGUGCUCUACCGACAAGGUACCCAGGCAUGACUGAUGCCCGACGUAACUACUCCAGCUGUACUCUGAUUAAAACCACAAAAGACACUCCACGAAGACGAUCGGUGUUGUGGCUGAUAUGUGUAGCAGGAAAAACUCUCAAAUGGCUUCAUGUCGUUAAGUAACAAAAUCUACUUGUUAUGAAAAUUUUACGAGCUUCCGAGAAUGAUCCGUAGCUUCAGUACAGAAAGAAACUUAUUAACUUUGCAUGACUCGGUUUCACAGUCAUACAAAAAGCUUUAAUGGACAUCAUAUGUAGGCCGAGCAAAAUUAAAGUUCCCAGUUCGCUUUUAAGAUAUUUUCCCCAACUGCGACACGGUCGCGUAUACAAACAGUGAUCCUAUACUGUCAAAUGUUUUUUAUUCCAGUUUUUGAUCACAAUAUGAAUUCUUUAGACGAUGACCGGUUUCAGUUCGUAAUGACCAUCCUCAGAUCUUUUUUUACACCGUGUCCUAAAGUGAUAAGGCUAUAAUGGUGUAAAAAAGAUCUGAGGAUGGUCAUUAUGGACUGAAACCGGUCAUCGUCUAAAGAAUUCAUAUUGUGAUCAAAGACUGGAAUAAAAAACAUUUAAGUUAUUUUCCUCUGCUUACAGAGACUCAUUCUUAAGGUUUUCUGGUUGAAAAUCGCUCUGUCAAUUUACUGGGGUAUGUAGUAUGCGGCAGACGUGGUUAGUAUACAUUACGAGUUCGGUGAAAUGUCUUCAUCCCAGGGCCGGCGAAUGCUAAGGGGCGCCUAGCGAACAUUUUAACAAAAGUUGUUCACCGUAACUUGAACUAUCACCUCUAGAAGUCCGCCGCAAGGACUUUGAAACACCCUACGUAGUGAUUUAUCUAAAACCUGAAAGGAACGUUAAAUUCUCAGCAUGUGAACGUGAUGAUGACAUGUAUACAUUUAUGAGAUUACUUGAACUUUUCACGUGGCACACGAUAAAAUUGCAAGUAGUGUGUUUUAUGGAUAGCUUUACGGUCAAAGAUGACAAUGAUAUUCUUUAGGAAACACACUUCGGGCUAUGUGGUAACUCUGUUAACAUUCGUGCACGAAUUGUGUCGCAAAGUAAUCAGGAUCGACUGAAAAAGCCACAAGACUUCUUGCGACUAAUUAACGAUAUUUACUGGUUUUGGGACGCUACCAACAUCAACCCAGAAUACAGGUAUUGUAAAUGGCACCGUUGUCGCUUUCUGUCUUGUCUUCACUAUGCUGAGUUUUGUUUCGUGUGUAGUUAACUUCUCGUGCCACGUCGCCUUUCGUACAUAAAUCAGAUGACCUGUUGAAUUGUGGUGUCUGCCAACGAAUUCACGCAAAAUUGGAAACGGGGGGGAAAGCUGUCGGUUCAGAUCGAGUACUUACGAUUUCUAUUACAUGAGCCAGCCCCAGCAGCCACUGCGGCGAGUGCCUUCAAGUGCGUGAAUAGUACUCCUUACGUUUUGUCUGUCACUUCGAGCUUCAGCACUGCCACAUCUGUUGUCAGUUGCGUCAGCGUUAAGACUUGGCUAACAGAAAGUGGGUUGGCACGAGCAGAAGGUCCUUUUUGACCAUGCUCGUGAUGUGCAAGUGCUCUGACACUUUCUUUUGUUCACUGGCAACGGCAGAUGUUUCGAGUGUGACAUUACGAGCUCUGAUUGUAACAAUUAAAUUCCAAGAGGUGAAAUGUCAGCUAACAAGCAAUUCUAAUCAGACCGUAGUGCCGGCGUAGCAGGUACUAGCAAUGUAGCAUCGAACUGGGACCACAGCGCAACCGAGUGCUAUCUGCCAUGGAGAUGGGAUAGGCAAACGAAUGUGCUGAUGGUUCUUUUUCAGAAUGAAAGACACCAUCAAAGAAUAUUUACAGUAACAGUUUCAUUCGUUACUCGUACGUGUGAAGGACAUCGUUUUUCUCUGUUAUUGGUAUUUCAUGUACAAAUGUAAGUUUGGCAAUGCAUCAUUUCUAAUUUUUUUAGCUUUGCGACACUGAUCUUCUUCGUGUAAUAUACAAGCAGCUGUACUGUACUAUAUGUCUUUCUCAUUAUUUGGUUGCAAUGCUACACAGUCCGCCUCUGUCUUUCGACAGCCAUAUAUUAGAGUAUAUUCACCCGUUAUUAUUAAAUCUAUCUCGUUUCUCCUGCUGCUAAAAUUUGGAUAAAGUGUCCAGCAUCUGGAUUAAAUUAUAAAAUCAUUGACUGGUUCACGUAUUAUAUUAAUUAAAAUUCAUGAUCAAAUUUAAGGAGCAUAGCAGCCCCACGGUUUGUUCAUCCAUUGAUUACGCGGCUACAUGCUGCUGAAUCCGUUGAAUCAGCUGAUGGCUACAAAACUGAAACAAGUCAUGAAUUUCAAUAAACCAGUAUGUGACCAGCACACUCAUUUCUGUAAUAAAGGUCACCGGCCUCCAAGCGGUCUCAUUUCGAGUCGAGCAUGUGGUUGAUUUCGUCUAUUGCCUUUUUUGUAAUAUCAAACAAAGGUUGCCCGUUCUAGACGGACCACUGCGAAAAUCUAAUCUUCCACCACAAACUAGGAGCUGCAACGUAACUUGUAACGGUUUUUUUUCCGAGGAACUGCCACUAAAAACUUCGCAUGCUUCAAAAAACUUUCUAUCGUCAACAUUUUUCUUUGAAGACAACAUUUGUCAGUGUUCAACAUAGCGCCAUAGCAUCUGAGAUGCCUGAUCAGCUACUUCAGCGAAUCCGCACAACUUUAUCACUUUUAAAGUGGCAAUACUUUCACCGUGCCAGCAUGGCUGUUGAGUAAUUUCCUUGCAGGUGGGCCAGAACACCAACAAGUAACGAAAGAAGACAAACAUUUUACAAGAUAUACUUGCUCAUUUACUGACAUCCCAGAGUUAACAGACUUCCAGUGGCAGCUGCUCUCAGUGACAGCUGAACACAUUGCAUUCAAUAAAUUCCUUGACAAAAAUAAUGUUAAGGAAGCAUCUGUCUACCAGUUUUAACGGCCCUAAGUAAGCCAUAUUGGUGUAUCUUGCGGGAUUUCGUUAGCCAGUACAAUUAGUUUGAGAAUCUAUUGUCUCAGUUUUAUUGAAGGGAAAGCUGUUACGCAGACAAGCUUUAAUCUCUAUAACCUACCUUCCGAAUUUAUUUGCUGAACUGUCAGUACCUGUAAUAACUUUUCAUUUCUGUCGGAUUUCGUAACCGAAUUCACAAGACACACAAGUUCUCUCUCUCUCUCUCUCUCUCUCUCUCAAAGCACACACAGACACACACACACACACACACACACACACACACACACACACACAAUCAUACACACAUACAAAGCACACACUAUAGUAUAUCCGACAGGUAGGAACACGCUUACGAAGUGCAAUACACACUUUUGUUUAUGAACCAUAGCUUAAACUUAAAAAAAUCUGUAAUCCGUCCACCUUAACGGAAAUGACCCGAGAUUCAGUGUGUUUCUUAAUAGAUUAGAUGCCCUAUUUUAUCUGAGUGACGUGUGAUGUUAUGUUAUUGCUUUGUUUCGUCUUCAACCAAAGUAGACCAAGGAAGGAUCUACGGCGUAGGGUUGAAAUGAUAAAUGAAGCUAACAGGGAUAUACACCCUCCAAUGAAUUUGGUUAGUGUAUACAUAAAAGACUGUCUCUUAUAUCAAAAUUACAUUAGUGAACUUUGGUUUGUAGAACUGUUAAGGUUAAAAAGAUGCGGUAUUUGUGGAAAAAAAGCUUGUAAAGUAAGGAUCUGUUGGAAGUUUUUAUAUUCUGAAGAGUUUGUGCGUAUGUUGUGUGGAGAUUGAAAUCUCCAGAGGUUGUUAAUAUUUAUGCAUGACUAGAAAUUAGUAUUUAUUUUAAUCUCACUGCAGAUGUAUAAGUAACGUAGAUAAUGUACACCAAAUGCCUUUGAAGGCUUUCGAAAAUAGCAGACACAAAUAUUUUGCAGUGUGAGCACUAAUUAUUUUUAAAACUGAAGCUUUUGUACCACAUGAAGUCUUGACAAUAAAGAAUAUUAUUAAACA
Molecule: messenger RNA, 6352 nt
Organism: Schistocerca cancellata (South American locust)
Lineage: Eukaryota; Metazoa; Arthropoda; Insecta; Orthoptera; Acrididae
Gene: Gld
Product: glucose dehydrogenase [FAD, quinone]
Exons: 9
Coding region: 163-2022 (619 amino acids)
Molecular function (GO): flavin adenine dinucleotide binding; oxidoreductase activity, acting on CH-OH group of donors
Source: RefSeq, a predicted model, not a curated record